Messenger RNA from Trichoplusia ni (cabbage looper), 1439 nucleotides. Its product is annotated as protein ALP1-like. NCBI's taxonomy places the organism in Eukaryota, Metazoa, Arthropoda, Insecta, Lepidoptera, Noctuidae. Bases 495 to 1427 code for a protein of 310 amino acids. The transcript has a single exon. The record is from RefSeq and is a predicted model, not a curated record.
AUAUAAAUUUUACUAUUACUAAUUUUGACAAAUUUGAAAAAUUAUUAAGUUAAGUGGGCACUACAGUAUGAUGGUUGGUGUAAAUCACUUAAUAUCUGUAGGACACGACUUUGGAAAAUUAUUGUUUGAUUAUCAUUCAAUUUUUCCAAUGAUGGCAAAAUUCCUUUAAAAAAGAUAAAUGUCUACUUUCAGGUGUUUUUAAAGCAGCUAUAUUAUACUUCUCAAAUUCGUCUUCGUCAAUUUUUCUUUUACGCGAUGCAGGCUGGUAACGUGGCAUGACAGGUUGCUGGCUUUGUUGGGUUGAGGUGCUUGGUCUUAUUUCUUCAUCGUCAAGACUUGAUGUUGUUUUAUUUUGAGAAUUCUUUUUCAGAAAUAGGAGCUGGUCGUAUAGAUGAUAUUGUUUAAUUUUUUUGGCCCCAGCUCCGGAUUUACAUUGCUCGUUUAUUUUUUUUUCGUAUUUUGUAAAAUUAUCCUUGAUUCCUCUCCAUUUCUUUAUGACAUCGUUACCUAAAACAAAUAUGACGAAUAAUGAUUUAUUGUCUUGUUUCAGGUACCUGGCGACGGGAAAUACUUUUAAAGAUAUGCAUUUCACAUAUUAUCGUGGAAAAUCUACAAUAACAGGAAUAAUAAAAUUUGUUUGUCGUAUUUUAUGGAACAUUCUUAAAAGGUUGGAAUUACCAAAAAUUACAACAGAGCUGAUGGAACAAAUUGCUCAAGAGUAUGAAAAAAAGGCCAACUUUCCUAAUUGUAUAGGAGCGCUAGAUGGAAAACACAUUCGUAUAUUGAGCCCGGAUCACAGUGGAUCCCUAUUUUUCAAUUAUAAAAAAUAUAAUUCCAUUGUUCUAUUAGCACUUGUUGAUACGAAUUACAAAUUUAUGUAUGUCGAUAUAGGUGCAUAUGGUAAGGAAUGUGACUCCACUGUUUUUCAGAACUCAAAUCUAUACGACUUAUUAAAAAAAGAUCAAUUAUCUAUACCUCCGCCAAAACCGUUACCUGGCUUUCAAAAAGAAAUUCCUUUUGUCUUCGUGGCGGAUGAAGGAUUACCACUGACAAAUAAUAUAAUGCGCCCAUAUUCUGGGAAGUUUUUAUCGAUAGAAAAACGAGUUUUUAAUUACCGUUUGAGCCGAGCCAGACGAUAUGUUGAGAGCGCUUUUGGCAUACUCGCAAAUAAAUGGCGCAUAUUUCAUCGACCCAUUAAUUUUUCUUACGAUUUCACAAUAGACAUUAUAAAAGCAUGCUGUGUUUUACACAACUUUGUAUUGAAUCGAGAUGGCGCACAAACGUUUGAAGAAAUGAUUAUUGACGAUUCUUUGCAAAUUUUACACGAAACAACACAUAAAAGUAGAACAGGAGCUAACAUAAUCAGAAACUACAGAAAUUUUGUAAUUAUUUUAAUAGUAACAUUGGAGGUCUUAGUUGGCAGUUAACAAAAAUAUAAA